Fragaria vesca subsp. vesca is the source of this 1016-nucleotide messenger RNA. RefSeq lists its product as uncharacterized. The transcript is spliced from 6 exons. Gene Ontology annotation, biological process: maturation of 5.8S rRNA; regulation of gene expression. Bases 32 to 670 code for a protein of 212 amino acids. Gene Ontology annotation, cellular component: nucleolus; exosome (RNase complex). The record is from RefSeq and is a predicted model, not a curated record. Gene Ontology annotation, molecular function: DNA binding; RNA binding. NCBI's taxonomy places the organism in Eukaryota, Viridiplantae, Streptophyta, Magnoliopsida, Rosales, Rosaceae.
AAGAGCAAGAGCAAAGAGGUCCAGGAUUGGAAUGGAGGGAAGCUCAAGCUGUUCGGGGGUAGUGCCAGAUUGGGUGUUGGAGUCGGUAAGAAGCAGCAUGGGGCAUCUAGAACAAGUAGCAGCCGAGUUGCCCCAAUUGUUGGCUCUCUGUUCCGACCCGGAAGUGCUUGCCCAAAUGCCGCCUAUUCAGCGUGCCCAAUCUCUUCUCUUGCUCUCUAAUCUCACCACCACUCUAUUCACCGUCAGGUUGAGAUGCAGUGGAGUUUACGAUGACGACCAUCGCGUCAACACCGAGCUUGAUAGGUUAAAAUUGUAUCAGGAGAAGCUACAGCGUUUCCUAGAUUUGAGCAAAGCACCAUUGCGACCAUCCACCACUUUGAAUCAUCAGGCAGCAACCCGUUUCAUCGAGCAUUCUCUGCCUGACCUCACCCCAGAGCAGAGGCAAAAUCUGAGAAAUAUUAGUAAAGGGGAGGGCCGAAAGAUGAAGUAUCUGGAAAGGAAUGUUCAGAAGAAGAGGAAGUAUCAAUCACCUAAUGCACAAUCAGUUCAAUCUGCUGCCAAGGAGUUUCUAGAGAAAGCUGCUCGCGACCUUCUCGGUGAUGACAAUGGUGGUAUUAAGGGACCUCUAAGGCCUGGCUUCUCAGAUAAAGAUAAUCUGAAUUUGGACUGAUUUCCACAUUUUUCCUGGGUUUGCUGAGACGAAAUUUACUGAUGUUCAUCAAGUUCGCCUCUCUAUGGAGCUUUUCAGUUCUUUGGUGGCAGCGCAAGUUUUCAUACUUUUACGGAUUUUCUAAGUAGAAAUAUUUCCAUAAUUUUACCUGAGGAAUGUAUUAGCUAUCAUCAUGAGGGCCUUUCAGUUUCUUUGUUGUAUUUAUAUUUCGACGCGUUUUGUUUGUAUAAUCUAUUUCAAAAUUACAGAAAUGUAUUAGCAACUUCAAAAAGUUACCUUCCAAGGCAUAGAUCCAGGGCUUUGAAGGUGAUUCAUGAAUGUUAUUGUUUCGGGAAAUUCCUAGGCA